UCACUCUCUCUCUCUCUCUCUCUGUGUCUCGCGCGCGCGCGAGCGAGCAGAUCCAUCUGCUGAAAUGGAGGUGUUUUACUACCUUGUUUUUGGUGUUCUCGUGAUGGUUGUCGGCACCCUCGAGUUCAGCAAGACCAACAAAGAUCGCAUCAGUACCUCUGCUCCUUUUAAUUCAUUCAAGAACAAUUACCUCGUCGUGUACUCUCUGAUGAUGGCUGGGGAUUGGCUGCAGGGUCCAUAUGUCUACUACCUUUACAGUACAUAUGGUUUUGGGAAGGGAGAGAUUGGACGCCUCUUUAUUGCUGGUUUUGGAUCAUCAAUGUUGUUUGGCACAAUUGUUGGAUCUUUGGCGGACAAACAGGGCCGUAAGAGGGCAUGUGUUACUUACUGCAUAACUUACAUCCUAAGUUGCAUCACCAAGCAUUCUCCUGAUUACAGAGUUCUUAUGGUGGGGCGUGUAUUAGGAGGAAUCGCCACUUCUCUUCUUUUUUCUGCCUUCGAAUCAUGGCUUGUUGCAGAACACAACAAGAGGGGCUUUGACCAACAGUGGCUGUCCCUGACAUUCUCUAAGGCAAUAUUUCUUGGUAAUGGUCUCAUUGCCAUUGUUUCUGGGUUGCUUGGCAAUAUGCUUGCUGACACUCUUGGCUUUGGCCCGGUUGCUCCUUUUGAUGCUGCGGCAUGUUUUCUUGCAAUUGGGAUGGCCAUCAUAUUGUCAUCAUGGAGUGAGAACUACGGGGAUCCUUCAGAGAGCAAGGACUUGCUCUCCCAGUUCAAGGGUGCUGCUGUAGCCAUUGCUUCUGAUGAGAAGAUUGCACUACUGGGAGCAAUUCAAUCAUUGUUUGAAGGUUCAAUGUAUACAUUUGUCUUUCUAUGGACUCCUGCUUUGAGCCCAAAUGAUGAGGACAUACCACAUGGUUUCAUUUUUGCAACAUUCAUGUUGGCUUCAAUGUUGGGAAGCUCCAUCGCAUCUAGGCUCAUGGCCCGCGCAUCCCUCAAAGUUGAGAGUUACAUGCAGAUUGUUUUUAUGAUUUCAGCCUUCACCUUUCUGAUUCCUGUUCUUGCGAAUUUCUUUGUACCUCCCACAAAAGUGAAAGGUGGGAGCAUAUCAUUUACAGGUUGCAUUCUUCUCUUUGGCUUCUGUACCUUUGAGGCUUGUGUGGGGAUAUUCUGGCCAUCAAUCAUGAAGAUGAGGUCACAGUACAUUCCAGAGGAGGCACGAAGCACCAUCAUGAACUUCUUUCGCAUCCCUCUUAACAUUUUUGUGUGCAUCGUGUUGUACAAUGUUAAUGCUUUUCCUAUCACUGUCAUGCUGGGCAUGUGCUCGAUAUUCCUCUUCGUGGCAACAAUCUUACAGAGGCGGCUCAUGGUAGUUGCAGAGAGCCACAGGCAUAAGCCACAAGACUGGGCUUCAAUGAAAGACAGGGACACGGAGGCAGAGCCAUUAAACAUCUGAUUGAGAGUAUGAAGAUGAAAGUGUGGGAAAUACGGGGAAUGGUUAAGCAAAGCCAGCUUUUCCAGCCAUAAUGGUGUUGCAUUUGUGGCAACGUUAUA
Telopea speciosissima is the source of this 1551-nucleotide messenger RNA. RefSeq names its product molybdate-anion transporter-like. The transcript has 9 exons. Bases 65 to 1453 code for a protein of 462 amino acids. The record is from RefSeq and is a predicted model, not a curated record. Lineage: Eukaryota; Viridiplantae; Streptophyta; Magnoliopsida; Proteales; Proteaceae. Gene Ontology annotation, biological process: molybdate ion transport. Gene Ontology annotation, molecular function: molybdate ion transmembrane transporter activity. Gene Ontology annotation, cellular component: membrane.